AUACAUAACAUCUCUAUUGAAACUCUCAAAAUCCACGUACAUUGAAGUAAACUCCAUUAGCUCCAAGAGGUCUUGCAAUUUUUCUGCAAUAUUGUUAUUUUUGGCACUGCACUGCAGCGCUAUUCAAAUGCCGACAAUGAAAUCCAAGACCUUUACAUUAGUUGUUCUGACGUUGUGUUUCUGCGUAAUUCAUAACAAAGCUGAGCCACGAAAGAUAACAGGAGGCCCGGUUAGAUUGAGAUCGCCUCAACGAUGGGUCUUCAAGACGCAAGGAUCUACAUGCCGUGAUCGUGUGGCGAACUGCAAUCGGUUGCGAACUUACAGAUGGUGUCAGUAUUACGUUAGUUACAUGUCAACCAGCUGCCGAAAGACUUGCGGAUUCUGUAUACCCGUCGCCCCAGAGGCCUGUAUGGACACUUACGAUAAGUGUGACGACUGGGCUCGAGCUGGUCAUUGCAAAGAAAACGAAAUAACGAUGAAUAUUUUUUGCACCAAAUCUUGUGGGAAGUGUAAAGGUAGACCAACAGUGCCCCAGUCAACUUGCAUGGACCGUCAUAGAAACUGUGUCAGUUGGGCUCGUAGUGGGCAAUGCAAUAAAAAUCCCCGGUACAUGCUACCGUAUUGUCCCAAAUCUUGCGGACAGUGUCAACGUGUUCAAGUGGUCAAUGGUAAGUGGGGAAGUUGGGGAGCACCUUCUACCUGCUCUCAGAGCUGUGGUGGAGGCACCCAAGCAAGAUAUCGAACAUGUAACAACCCAGCACCAAAAAAUGGAGGAAGGGCAUGUGUGGGGAUAUCAAAACAAACUAUGUCGUGCAACACCCAGUCUUGUAUCAUAGUGGUGGAUGGUAACUGGAGUUCCUGGGGAUUAUACGGCCCCUGUAGUACAUCAUGUGGUCCAGGAAUCAAGACACGCAAUCGAAAAUGUAACAACCCUGCACCACAAAAUGGCGGCAAACAGUGCGUGGGGAUUUAUAAACAUUCGGAAAGCUGUAAAAUAAAGGACUGCUUGAAAGCGAUCGAUGGUAACUGGGGAAGUUGGAGUACUUCUUUGUGUUCAUUGACAUGUGGAUCAGGCAUUCAGUCACGUGUGCGCAAAUGUGACAAUCCACCGCCACAAAAUGGCGGGAGUUCAUGUCAGGGCAAGUCACGUGAGGUCGUCAGAUGCAAUACCCAGGCAUGUCCAACUGAACCAAUUGAUGGUAAAUGGAGCAACUGGGGGACAUGGACCCAGUGUUCAAGAUCAUGUAACGGAGGCUUCAAGUCAAGAUACCGCGAGUGUGAUAACCCUUUCCCUUCUUAUGGAGGUCAGCCGUGUGAUGGGUUCUACUCUGAACGCGUCGCGUGUAACACACAGAGAUGUACAGCAAAGACAUCUCUCCCGGCCUUUGCGUGCGGUGUUCGUAGAAAUGUCGGACGAAUUGUGGGCGGUUCUGUUGCUAACACACGUGACUGGCCUUGGCAAACAGGUCUUAAGCGAGGAAGUGAAAAGAGGAUUUAUUGUGGAGGCUCACUCAUUGAUAGAGAAUGGGUAUUGACCGCUGCCCAUUGUAUUUACGGGCUCGAUCCUAGCCGUACCGGAUGUGUGAAGCCUGAUCCUCGACUCCGUGUUGUAUUGGGAGAGUUUGAUGUGAAUAAUCGCGAUGGCCAUGAGGUCGAUAUUGACGUAGCUCAGAUGUGUAUGCAUCCCAACUAUGACCACAGGACUCUUGACUAUGACAUCGCGUUGCUCCGUCUCGCGCGCCCAGUCAUGAACUUCAACCAGUACAUCAGACCUAUCUGCAUGCCAACCACUAGCUAUGUUAUACCCAUCGGACAGAACUGUUCCGUCACUGGAUUUGGAAAAUUGGGUGAAGGUGCAAGUCUCUCUAACACGCUGCGUCAAGCCAAAGUACCAGUCAAGGUUCUGAACUACUGCAAGAACCAGUACCCAACACGGCUAGUUACCAACCGUAUGAUAUGUGCCGGGUACGAGGGAGGCCAAAUUGACUCCUGCAAAGGGGACAGCGGUGGUCCAUUUGUCUGCCCAGACCCCAAAAAUAAGUCACGGUUCGUUUUAGCCGGGGCUGUGAGUUGGGGGGUUGGAUGCGCUAGGCCUGGGCAACCUGGCUUGUACACCAAUAUCAAGUACUUUCUGCCUUGGAUAAAACGAAUUUUGAAAAAUAAUUAAAGACGCUAGUCGGGAAUAUCUGGGGAAGGUAGAGUGUUUGCCCCUCGAAUCCCUCGUUAAUAACUAGGAUUUCAUUGGAAAUGCAGGACGACACAGUGUAAAAUUUUAGAUCAGAUGACAACGAAUCAUUUGUAGCAACCAAUUUUUUUACUUACAAAUAUAUGUUCUAGUUUUACCACGUUUUUAUUGUUCUGUGCAUAUAUAAGUUGAUUGAUCUAUGAUCGUGCAUUGGUCGGUACAUGAUCGUGACUUGAUUGACACAUGAUCGUGAUUUAAUCGGAAAUUGAUCGUGAGUUAAUGAGCACAAUUGUGAGUUGUUCGGCGAACGAUAGAUACCAAGUAGUUACUUGAUCUACACAUGAUCGUGAUUUGAAUGAGACUUGAUCGAACAUGAUCGUGAGUUGAUCGAUACAUGAUCGUAGCUUAAUCGGCGCAUGAUCGUGACUUUAGCGCGUAUUAUCGAAUUGAGAAUAUUUUGACGUAUAUCUAAUUUAGAUUUAUUGAAUAAAUUCAAUUACAAAUGUU
Messenger RNA from Actinia tenebrosa (Australian red waratah sea anemone), 2692 nucleotides. Its product is annotated as coagulation factor XI. NCBI's taxonomy places the organism in Eukaryota, Metazoa, Cnidaria, Anthozoa, Actiniaria, Actiniidae. The record is from RefSeq and is a predicted model, not a curated record. Gene Ontology annotation, molecular function: serine-type endopeptidase activity. Gene Ontology annotation, biological process: proteolysis.